This is a messenger RNA of Pteropus alecto (black flying fox), 2373 nucleotides long. RefSeq names its product leucine rich repeat containing 34 (gene LRRC34). The coding region runs from base 37 to 1608 and encodes 523 amino acids. The record is from RefSeq and is a predicted model, not a curated record. The transcript has 13 exons. Gene Ontology annotation, molecular function: protein binding. Lineage: Eukaryota; Metazoa; Chordata; Mammalia; Chiroptera; Pteropodidae.
CGCCCCAGCGCAGUACGCCGGGGACGGAACAGGCGCAUGCGCACGGUUGUCAUGACAACGCCGCCGCUCGGCCCGCGGGGUUUGAGAAUCAUGUGGGGCAGUUCCGAAGGUGCCAUUCCGGCCAAGUCCGGGUACCCCCCUCCCGCCGCCACUCCGAGCCCCGCUUCGGUCUGGGCUCCGGCCGACAAUAGCGCUCCAGAACCUAUUGGCAGUCUCCAGAAACAUUAUGAGAAUCUAUGUAUGGAAAAGUCCCAGAAAAUUAAUCCUUUUGUAUUGCAUAUACUCCAAGAAGUAGAUGAAGAAAUUGAAAAGGGAUUGGAAGGAAUCACAUUAAACAUUGCUGGCAACAAUCACUUAAUACCAGUGGAAAGAGUAACAGGAGAAGAUUUUUGGAUUCUUUCCAGAGUUUUAGAGAAGAAUCCAUAUAUUAAUGGUUUGGAUGUUAGAUAUAACUUCCUAGGUGAUGUUGGUGCAUACUAUGCUGCAAAACUGCUUCAGAAACAAUAUAGUCUCAUUUACUUAAACCUUAUGUUUAAUGAUAUUGGGCCUGAAGGUGGAGAAUUGAUUGCUAAAGUACUACAUAAGAAUACAACUCUGAAAUAUCUAAGAAUGACUGGAAACAAGAUUGAAAAUAAGGGUGGGAUGUUUUUUGCUACAAUGCUACAAAUUAAUUCAUCCUUAGAGAAGCUAGAUCUGGGUGAUUGUGAUCUGGGAAUGCAAAGUGUGAUCGCAUUUGCUACAGUCCUGACUCAAAACCAAACAAUUAAAGGCAUAAACCUAAACCGACCUAUACUGUAUGGUGAAGAGGAAGAGUCCACAGUUCAUCUGGGCCACAUGUUAAAAGAAAAUCACUGCCUUGUUGAACUACACAUGUGUAAGCAUGAUAUAAGAAAUUAUGGAAUAAAACACCUAUGUGAUGCACUGUAUCUGAACAAAAGCCUACGUUACCUUGAUGUCAGCUGCAAUGAAAUAACUCGUGAUGGAAUGGUGUUUUUGGCUGAUGUACUGAAAAGCAAUACUACCCUGGAAGUAAUAGAUCUUUCUUUUAACAGAAUAGAAAAUACAGGAGCAAAGUAUCUCAGUGAAACUCUUGCUUCACACAACAGGAGUCUUAAAGCGUUGUCAGUAGUCAGCAACAACAUAGAGGGAGAAGGACUUGUUGCACUUUCACAAUCCUUAAAAACAAAUCCCACAUUCUCUAAUAUCUACAUUUGGGGAAACAAAUUUGAUGAGGCUACAUGUGUGGCAUAUUCAGAUUUAAUUCAAACGGGCUGUCUAAAACCAGACAAUACAGAUGUGGAGCCAUUUGUGGUGGAUGGACGUGUGUAUCUUGCAGAAGUCUCCAAUGGCCUUAAAAAACACUAUUACUGGACACCAACUUAUGGAGAAGCUUGCUACCAUUCAGCUAAUGCCGGUUUUAAUCUUGUACAAGCUACUUUGUUCCUGUGUGUAUGGAGGGGACCCACAAGUUCCCAUAUUCUUGACCAAGAGGAGACUCAGAAGAAGCCAAAAGGAUGUCCAGGGAAUGGAAGAGCUGAAGACCCUGACUUCCCUGCUGCCAUUAUGUCAUAUAAGCCCCCUCCUCCAUAUAUCCGGACACCGUUUUAGAGAGAAGACAAAGGGCAGAAAUGACAGUAAUGUUCCAAGACUUCCCACUGGUGGUAGCUCAACAGGAAGGGCAUGUAAGUUCUGUAGGAAAACUACUUCCUUUGCACGUGAACUGUAAUGAGUAAAUCUGCAACCAUGUUUCCAUUUUCCUCUUAGGAAUCAUUCUCUAAAAUCCAGUGCAAAUACAGUCUUGUAUUAUAGUGCUGCAGAUCAUAUGCUCAUUUUACAAUGUUUCAAAUUUGAAAGCAAAAAAGCAAGAAAUAAAGGGGUUUAGACUUUUUAGAUAUUUGAUAAAAUGUUUGUACCACGCUGCGCUUUUCAAACUAGUGUUCAUUAUGUCUUAUCUACUACUCAAACCAUGUCCACCUGGUUUCUACGUUCAAUUACUCAAUUCAGUGUUGUCUUUGGUAUCCUAUUUCUCUGUAACCAUGUUUGUCUUGUGAAACCUGUACCACUUUGUCUUUUCUAUCACUUUCCAACUCCUUUUCUUUUGCUAAUUCUUUAAAUGCAUUUCUCCCAAGAUUCUGUCCUUUUGUUCUUCUGUACCACCUCCCAGGGCUGCCUUAAUCAUUUCUAUCACAAAAAUUAUUAGCCUUAUGCUGCAAAAUCUGCAUCUCUAGUUUUAACCUCUCCUGGGUUUCAGGCCCGUUUCCAAUUACUGCUAGAUAUUUUCACAUGAAUAUUUCAUUAUCAGUCAAAUUCAGUACAUCCAAUAUAAAGUUUUCCCUUCCAUAAACCUCCUCCUUCUCUUCUCUCAUCAGUUAA